AUGUACCGAUCAUUCACACAGCUGGUGAAGUCAGACGAGGCAGACAACUACCUCAGUCCUGCAGAAGAGCCACCGCUGAAGAAGAAGUUGCCGCUGCCUUCUGCGAACAAACUCCCCGACACCCCCGCCACCAAGACCGCCGACAAGAUGGAUUCCGACGACGAGUUCAACAGCUCCAUGAGCGGCGAUGAAUUUGACGACCAGGACAGCGAUAUGGGUCUGGAAGAGGACUCCGACUUUGACAUGGACCAAGACGAUGUGGGCUUCGAAACACAGGACAAGGACAUCAAGCCUGUCAAGCAGGCCUACGAGGUGGAAUUCAAAGUCUUCGACCCCGCACAAAUUCAGUCACAACAGGACAAGCAAAUCGACGAGGUGUCGAGCAUCCUCGGCCAACCGCCCGAAGCCGCCGCAAUACUUCUUCGCCACUCGCGAUGGAAUAAGGAACGUUUGAUCGAUCAAUACAUGGAGCGGAUGGAACAGGUCUUGGAGACAGCUGGACUAGGUCAGGACUCUACAACCAACCCACCAAAACUCGAAAAGGUCCCCGGCUUUGUCUGCGACAUAUGCUGCGACGACGACAUCAACAUGCAGACCUUUGCCAUGAAGUGCGGGCACCGCUUCUGCCUGGAUUGCUACAGACAGUAUCUCGGCACCAAGAUUCAGGACGAAGGAGAAGCGGCCAGGAUACGUUGUCCUGGAGAAGGCUGCACACGCAUAGUAGACUCCAAAUCGCUAGACCUGCUUGUUACGGAAGAGCUACACGAUAGAUAUCAUACCCUCCUCACCCGGACCUACGUCGACGACAAAGAAAACCUCAAAUGGUGCCCGGCACCCGAUUGUAAAUACGCCGUAGAAUGUGGAGUGAAGAGCAAGGAUCUCUCAAGAAUUGUACCCACGGUACACUGCGAGUGUGGUCACGACUUUUGUUUUGGAUGCACAUUGAACAACCACCAGCCGGCGCCAUGUUCUCUAGUCAAGAAGUGGGUCAAGAAAUGCGAGGAUGACUCGGAGACCGCCAACUGGAUAUCGGCCAACACUAAGGAAUGCCCGAACUGCAACUCCACCAUCGAGAAGAACGGAGGCUGCAACCACAUGACAUGCAGGAAGUGCCGUAACGAGUUCUGCUGGAUGUGUAUGGGCAAGUGGUCGGAACACGGCACGAGCUGGUACAACUGCAACCGAUUUGAGGAGAAGAGUGGAUCCGAGGCGCGCGAUGCACAGGCCAAGUCACGGCAGUCGCUCGAACGAUAUCUUCAUUACUACAACCGCUUCGCAAACCACGAACAAUCGGCCAAGUUAGACAAGGACCUAUACCUGAAGACGGAAAAGAAGAUGCAGCAGCUACAAAAUUCCUCGGGCAUGUCGUGGAUCGAAGUACAAUUUCUGGACCAGGCCUCACAUGCCCUCCAACAAUGUCGACAGGUACUUAAGUGGACCUACGCAUUUGCAUACUACCUCGCCCGCAACAACCUCACCGAGAUCUUUGAGGACAACCAAAAGGAUCUCGAGAUGGCGGUGGAGAAUCUUAGUGAAAUGUUCGAGAAGCCUAUCGAUCAGCUGAAGGACCUGAAAGUGGACAUCCUCGACAAGACAUCAUACUGCACAAAGAGGAGAAUUAUUCUCCUCAACGACACUGCGGAAAAUUUGAAGCGAGGUAACUGGAAGUUCAAUGUGGAUCUGGUGUAG
Pyrenophora tritici-repentis Pt-1C-BFP is the source of this 1689-nucleotide messenger RNA. The record is from RefSeq and is a predicted model, not a curated record. Lineage: Eukaryota; Fungi; Ascomycota; Dothideomycetes; Pleosporales; Pleosporaceae.